This is a messenger RNA of Candidula unifasciata, 1446 nucleotides long. The record is from the annotation of a GenBank genome assembly. Lineage: Eukaryota; Metazoa; Mollusca; Gastropoda; Stylommatophora; Geomitridae.
AUGUCUGCCAGCGACCAGCUCAUAGACCACAACGGGUCUACACCAAGGAACGGUGUCCAUGGAAAACAUGACCCAGCUGAAACAAAGUUCCUGCCCAGACAGUUGGUGGACAGUGUACAGAAUCCACAUCUUGUUGGGCAGGAGGAGAAGGCGGGCAAACAUGGUGACGAUGUCUUGGGCAGGCAGACGUGGGCUCGCAAGGUGGAGUACGUGCUCACUACCAUCGGCUUCUGUGUGGGAAUGGGCAACGUACUGAGGUUUCCUUACAUCUGUAUUAGAAAUGGAGGAGGUGCCUUCCUGCUGCCGUACUUUCUAUGCCUGGUUUUGUGUGGAUUACCUCUCUUCUUUCUGGAGGUAGGUUUAGGCCAGUUUCUGUCAAGGGGAGCACUUCACGUCUGGAACAUUUGUCCUCUUUUCAAAGGUAUCGGCAUUACUAUGAACAUCCUUUCAUUGCUCAGCGCUUGGUACUUCAGCAUCAUUAUCUCACUGACCCUGGUCUACGCCUUCCACUCAUUCAAAUCCCCGCUGCCCUGGACGGUCUGUGGUCAAAGCUGGAACUCCGAGUUCUGCAUCCCCUCCGGAGGAGGAGGAGGAGGAGGGUCGGAAGCCACGAAUGUCACCAACAGUUCGCUCGGACAGUUGUUGAACUGGAAUAUGACCAUCAACGGCUCGAGGACUGUGUCCUCCAGUCGCGAGUUCUGGCUAAACAACGUUCUACAACUGUCGUCCGGAUUCGAGGACAUGGGUGGUCUGCCCUGGCACACCUCCUUGGCCUUGUUCCUGGCGGUGGCCGCCAUGUUUGCCUGCAUCAUCCAGGGAGUCCAUUCUGUGGGGAAGGUGGUCUACGUGACAGCAACUGUGCCCUACAUUUUGCUGACGCUUCUGAUCAUCCAGGGGGCCACCCUGCCUGGCGCCAUUGACGGGGUCCUGUUUUACAUUUGGCCUGACUUCUGGAAGCUGACCCACAUCCAGACCUGGGUGGAGGCCUGUAUCCAAGUGUUCUCAUCGCUAGGCCCGGCCUAUGGGGGCCUUAUCACAAUGGCCAGUUAUAACAAGUUCAAUAACAACUGCAUGAGGGACGCCAUCAUCCUCUCGUUUGUCUGCGAGGGGACCAGCAUCUUUGCGGGAUUCGCCAUCUUCACAGUUCUGGGUCACAUGGCCCACACGCUCAACGUCACCGUGUCCACCUUCACUAGUGCAGGACCCGGGCUGGCGUUUGUGGUCUACCCAGAGGCCAUUUCCUACCUGCCAGUGCCCCAACUCUGGGGCAUCUUGUUCUUUGUCAUGUUGUUUACCGUGGCCUUGGAUUCACAGUUUACCCUGGUGGAGACGGUGCUGACCACCUUCCAGGACUACUGGCCGCGGUUCAUGAACAAGUGGAACAUCCUCAUCAAGCUUGUCUGUGGGGUCAUCUUCUUCCUAAUGUGCCUGCCGUUUGCUGCCAGG